CUCGGCCCCGUCGGUCCCCCGCUCCCCUCGGGCGCCGGCCUUGCGGGCCCCGUCCUGACCCGGUCACGAGGGCGGACGGCACAGCCCGGGUUUCUGCCUGCCCUCCCUCCCCGAGCGCCCGCCGCGGCCGCGCCAGGCAGGAGCCGGGCAGAGAUGCCCCUGCUCUCCCGGGCAUCCUUAGGCCCCGCCACCUGCUCGCCGGGGAAGAGGACAAACAGCGGAGCAGCUGGCACACCGGGAGUCCUCCGACCUUGACCCAAGCAUGCAGGCCCCACCCUGCAGCCUCCCCACUGGGCUCAGCCUGGACGACUUCAUCCCUAGCCACCUCCAGGCCCACCUAGGGUCAUCCUCCCGGGGUACACGGGUGCCUGUGAUCCGGAAUGGUGGCUCCAACACCCUUAAUUUCCAGUUCCAUGACCCUGCGCCCAGGACUGUAUGCAAUGGGUACUUCCCACUGAGAGAUGCUUCCCAGCACCCAGACCCUGCUUGGUAUCAGACCUGGCCAGGCCCUGGGAGCCGGCCCUCUGGGAGCCAGAAGACCCCAGCCUCCCAGCAUCCCCAGAACUGGUCAGCCACGUGGACUAAGGACAGCAAACGUCGGGACAAGCGCUGGGUCAAAUACGAGGGAAUCGGGCCCGUGGAUGAGAGCGGCAUGCCUAUCGCCCCCCGAUCUAGUGUUGACAGCCCCAGGGACUGGUACCGGAGAAUGUUCCAGCAGAUUCACCGGAAAAUGCCAGACCUGCAGCAGGACUGGAUCUUUGAGGAACCUGCACCCAAAGACUCAAGGCAUCCAGGACUCCAGCAAAGACCUGUCUCCAGGCCAGGCCAGGCCUCGUCUCUGAGCGGAAGAAGCUGGGACCUCUCUGAAGAGUUUCCUAGAAGCACCUUCAACUGUAAUCCUGGAGCAUCCUCCUCCCAGCUCCAGACCCCAAAUCAGGUGACCCGAUGCCGAGAGAAAGUGGACAAUGUCUGGACGGAAGAUUAUUGGAACCAGUUUCUGCAAGAACUAGAGACUGGGCAGAAGCCCAAGAAACCACUUGUGGAUGACCCUGUUGAGAAGCCCUCCCAGCCCAUCGAGGUCCUGCUGGAGAGAGAGCUGGCCAAGCUGAGCGCGGAGCUGGACAAGGACCUGCGGGCAAUUGAAACCCGGCAGCCAUCCCCUAAGAGCUCCCAGUCGCCUCGACGGUCGCGGGAGCCGCGGCCCCGCGCCGGCACGGCCUCCGCCUGGAGCUCCAGCGCGCCGAAUGCACUUUACCUGGGUCCUUCUCGGCCCCUGAGCCCUCACAGAAUGGCGGAUGGAGGAAGCCCCUUCCUAGGUCAUAGGGACUUUGUCUGCCCUUCCUCCACCCGAGAUCCUAGUGCCUCUGAACGAGGGGGCAGCCCAGCCAGGAAGGAAGAGAAAAAGAGGAAGGCCGCCAGGCUCAAGUUUGACUUCCAGGCACAGUCCCCCAAGGAGCUGACUCUGAAGAAGGGCGACAUUGUCUACAUCCACAAGGAGGUGGACAAGAACUGGCUGGAGGGGGAACACCAUGGCAGGCUGGGCAUCUUCCCUGCUAAUUACGUGGAGGUGCUGCCUGCAGAUGAGAUCCCCAAGCCCAUCAAGCCCCCCACCUACCAGGUGCUGGAGUAUGGAGAAGCUGUGGCCCAGUACAACUUCAAGGGGGAUCUGGAGGUGGAGCUGUCCUUCCGCAAGGGGGAGCGCAUCUGCCUGAUCCGCAAGGUGAAUGAGAACUGGUACGAAGGGCGCAUCUCGGGCACAGGGCGCCAGGGCAUCUUCCCUGUCAGCUACGUGCAGGUGUGCCGCGAGCCCCGGGUCCGGGUCUGCGACGACGGCCCCCAGCUCCCUGCGUCUCCCCGCCUGACCACCGCCCGUCUUGCCCGUCACCCCAGCUCCCCGUUAGCACCGCGCAGCCCAGCUGAUCCCACCGAUUCAGGGGGCCGAACCUCCCCUCGCCGCACUGGCUUCUCCUUCUCUGCCCAGGAGGCCAGACCACAGACCCAGAGUCUCAGCACCCCUGGGUCAGCUCUGUCCCAUCCUGGAGGCUCCAGCCGUCCCCUGGACCUGGGGACCUCCUCCCCCAACACUACUCAGAUACACUGGACCCCGUACCGGGCGAUGUACCAGUACAGGCCCCAGAACGAGGACGAGCUGGAGCUGUGGGAGGGGGAUCGGGUGGAUGUCAUGCAGCAGUGUGACGAUGGCUGGUUUGUGGGUGUGUCCCGGAGGACCCAGAAAUUUGGGACCUUCCCUGGAAAUUAUGUAGCUCCAGUGUGAUGGUCUCCGUGACAACUCAGAGCUCAGCAGUAGCACUUACGAGAGGGAGAGAGAACCCGCUCUCCCACAUGCUCCUCUCCAGGCCCUGAACUGCUGGCAUCUGCAGACAACCCCACCAGCCUUUCCCUUGGAGCCCCCUCGAAGCCUCCUGGACUGGUUCCCACCCACAACUUACAGGCAUUCCUUGAACAGCCUUUUAUUUCCUCCGCUACCCGACUCUCCAAAUACAGAGGUCUGCUUUGAAGUGGAGACUGUUUCCAGGCCUUAUUGAGACCAGAACCCUGAGUCCCCCACCCCCACCCUCCUCUGGCAUUUCCUCCAAUAGGGACGGCUCCCAGCUUCACCCCCAUGGGGUUCCUCUAACAAGGACCAGCUUCCUAACCUCAUAGAGACCAAAGGCCGCCUCUGCCUGGAGGAGAGUCCACUCCUUUCACUCCAGCCUGCCUGCUGCCUCUUUUGCCUUCCGGAUUCCAGCUGGACUGGGAGUAAGGUGGAGGGUGGACACAGCACCUCCUUAGCAUUCAAGGCCUGGCAGGAGGUCUUGCCCAAAGGGCCCCCUUCCCAAAGGCUGCCAAGCACUGGGCCUGGGGUGUGCCUUGUCCUGCUGCUGUAGUGCCCAGCAAGGCCGUGGCCUCAGAGGACUGGCCCGUCCCAGAUGUUUUCCAGGGACCCUGAUGUGUGCUGCCCUUCUGCCUCCCCAGCUCCCCCAAGUCCCCCCUGGAAGAGAAUGUAAAAUGAAUCUGG
Ceratotherium simum simum (southern white rhinoceros) is the source of this 3019-nucleotide messenger RNA. The record is from RefSeq and is a predicted model, not a curated record. NCBI's taxonomy places the organism in Eukaryota, Metazoa, Chordata, Mammalia, Perissodactyla, Rhinocerotidae.